CUCGAUAACGAACAACAAGAACAACCAAGCAUAAAUAAUAUGGAGCUGACUUGGGAAGUUGUGUUUUGUUUGGGCGUUGCAAUCUUAAUUCACAUACUGAUAUUUGUAUUCGUAAUGGGUAAGCGAUCAAAAAGCAUUCUUGACCGUCAUGUGGUUGUUACCGGCGGCUCCAAGGGCAUCGGUCUUUGUUUGGCCGUGGAAUGUGCAAUGAAAGGCGCCAAUGUCACGGUAAUUGCAAGAGAUGAAAAAAUGUUGGAGGGAGCCGUUGCGCUUAUGGAAGUUGUACGCCAGCGUCCGGAACAGAAAUUUCAAUAUCGCAGCCUAGACAUUAGUGGCGACUACGAAGAAGUGGCCCGUGUACUCGGCGAACUGGAAAAGAGCGUUGGCGAUAUCUAUGCACUGAUCAACUGUGCCGGCAUGGCCAUUUGUGGACUGUUUGAAGAGGUAGCGGUUGCCGAUGUGCACAAAUUGAUGAAUGUCAACUUCUUUGGCAGCUACAAUUGCACGCGUUAUGUGCUGCCCAAAAUGAAGAAAGCCGGCGACGGUAUCAUUGUGCUAACCUCCUCCUUGGCAGCUAUGUUUGGCAUUUACGGCUACGGACCGUACUCGGCCAGCAAGUACGCACUGCGAGCCAUGGCUGAGACGAUCGCAAUGGAGUCCCGGGUGCAUGGGGUGUCCGUGACCUUGGCCCUGCCCUGUGAUACAAAUACGCCCGGAUUUGAAGAGGAGGAGAAAUCGAAACCGCGAGAAACGAAGAUCAUUUCCGGUGGCGGUGGACUUAUAGAGCCUGAGGUCAUGGCCAGGGCAAUACUUAAGGAUGCUUUGAAGGGCAACUUUAUAUCAACUGUGGGCGCUGAAAGCUGGCUGAUGACGAUGCUGGGCGGUGCAUUGAUACCCUGGGAUGGCUUCUUUACAAAUCUGCUGCAUUCUAUAGUCAUUGGACCUAUGCGUCUGUUUAGCUAUGGACUUCACAAGUACUUUAAUAGCGUCAUACGUAAAUGUGCCAAAGAAGAUCGGGCUUCCAAAGCCCUCAAAGCAGAGGAACUGAAAUGACAGCACCGUUCUAAUUUUAACACAUUCGUAUCCCCAUCGUUGCCUUUCCAUUACUUAUUAAUGCAUUUAGUAUUCUGAAAACCAAAACCAAACAAUCCAAUUGACUUAAAAAAUUAAUUUAUUUAAAUUUAUCAUUUCUUAACUAUUUGUGUACUUUUUCACGCUUUUGUGUGCUUUGUUUAAAUAAAAGAAAACAAUUUUUAGUUGCUUUUAGUAGCAAUAACUG
This is a messenger RNA of Drosophila innubila, 1279 nucleotides long. It is a transcript of the gene Kdsr, whose product is annotated as 3-ketodihydrosphingosine reductase. The transcript has 3 exons. Gene Ontology annotation, biological process: sphingolipid biosynthetic process. Gene Ontology annotation, cellular component: endoplasmic reticulum membrane. The record is from RefSeq and is a predicted model, not a curated record. Gene Ontology annotation, molecular function: 3-dehydrosphinganine reductase activity. Bases 40 to 1053 code for a protein of 337 amino acids. NCBI's taxonomy places the organism in Eukaryota, Metazoa, Arthropoda, Insecta, Diptera, Drosophilidae.